This is a messenger RNA of Mercenaria mercenaria, 12349 nucleotides long. Its product is annotated as titin homolog. NCBI's taxonomy places the organism in Eukaryota, Metazoa, Mollusca, Bivalvia, Venerida, Veneridae. The coding region runs from base 166 to 9009 and encodes 2947 amino acids. Gene Ontology annotation, biological process: dendrite self-avoidance; homophilic cell-cell adhesion; axon guidance. The record is from RefSeq and is a predicted model, not a curated record. Gene Ontology annotation, cellular component: plasma membrane; axon. Gene Ontology annotation, molecular function: cell-cell adhesion mediator activity. The transcript has 23 exons.
ACACAGCAUCAUGAGCAUACAGGUAGAACAGAAUGGCGGAAACCUACUGGAUUAAAUCUUUACAACCAAAUUAGUGUAAAAAUGUUGACGGAUCAGGAUUAUCUCUUCAUUAAAAAAAAAACAAAUUGGAUAAAAAUUUAUUAAAAACAUGAAAUAAGGAAAAAGAUGGAUAAAUAUUUAAAAAUUGAGCCAGCAUCUUUGGAAGAAAUGUUGGCAGCAUGCAAGGAUUUCAAAGAGAGACAAAACAUCCGCUGUGCCCUAAGGGAGAUUAAAGGACUCAAACUUGAGGGUACAGACAUCAUCACAUACUCAUUCGGGUCUAAAAGCGUGAAGCGUCUUUCAUCUGAUACAUCACCUAGAAAACAUCAGCUGCCACUAAAACCUAGUGCAAUAGAUAACAAAACUUACAAUAUUAAAGAUUUUGAUGUAAAUAACAAUGGUGAUUCAAAAUCUCAGGGAGUGAAGUCAAUUAAAGUUCAUAAUAACACAGAUGAAAAUGAAAAUGAAAAACCACAGUUUAGGAGUUAUUUGUAUGCUGGUACUUUAAGCUCUCCAAAAAAUUCCUUGCGUGGGAAGAAAGAUUUUCAAAGUCCAAGAAAAGUUCAUACUACCAUUACAAGAAUAAAUGUGUUGGACAAGUCCGAGUUAGUUGAUAAGUGUACUGAAACUGAAGAAGGAGUUAUUGACACAAAAGCUAGAACUGAAAUUCCAAUAUGUGGAAUAGAGUCUCAGAAAAUAGAUAAACAUAAAUCAUUUGAAAAGAAGGAGAAAAUCAAGAGAUAUGAAAGUACUCCAUUACCAAAGAAUGAAAGAAAAGAAGAUGAUAGUGCAGUGUUGGAUAUAAGUGCAAUAGAAUUCAGUGGAGAGUUGGAGAAAGUAAAACAAAUUUCAGUAUUACAUCGGCCAGUAAGUGUUAGUUCAUCUAGUCUCAAUAGUGAUAAUACACAUUCCCCAAGGACUCAAAUAUCACCUGUUAUUUCAUCCCCAAGAAAGCCAAGAAAAAUUGUUAGUUAUAGAACUAGUGCAUUUACACCUGCAACUAGAUUAAACCCUGUAAGUUCAACAAUUACAAGAACAAAAUUACAAAGUGCUCCACCCACUGUAGAUAAAUCUUCAGAAAAUUCAGUAAUAAAUAAUUCUCAGGAAAGAACAAAGGAAGUUAAAAGUGUAACUAUUGAUACCUCUCAGGAAUUGAAAGAUAUUCAAGGACUACUUGAAGACUGUAAUGAUACAUUUGUUGGUAGAUCAGUGGAAUCAAAAGUUCUACAAAACAAGAAUAGUGGAACUAUAAAACAAGAUAGUGCAGAAUCAGUUGAUACUCAAGAAGGAAUUUAUACCGCAAAAGCAGCUGAGAUUAAAAGAGACUCGUCUGGAGAAAAUUUAGUGUCACGAUUAAAAAGUAAGCUUGAAUCAAAACGAAAAAGAGAUUUUAAAAGUGAAAUACAGGAAUUUAGUUAUUUUACUAACAAAAUGAAAGAAAAGCAUGGCAAAGAGAAUAACACAGAAGAUAAAUUCAUUGUUUUAUCCCCAGUAAAAACUGACCCUGAUGACCAAGUUGGGGUAAAUGAAUUGAAUUCUGAUGUAAAUGUGAUUUCUAACUACACAAAUAACAAAACUAUGACAAUGGAAGAUAAUGUUGAUGAUGUUUUUUUCAAGAAAAAAAUUGCUCUGUCAAGGAAAAACAGAAUUGAUUCAGAUGAGCAGAAACAUUAUCGGAAAUAUCGUAAAAAGAAAACAGAUAGUGUUAAAAUCCCAGAAGAUCCAUAUUUACAUGAUGUCGUGAAUAAAGGGUUAAAUCCUAAUGAACAAAAGAGACAUUUGACGGAAAUGAGUCCAAGAAAGGUCAGUAAAACUGGUUCAGUAAGGAGAAAAUUGCCAGAAAUUCCAGUAAAACGUGACAUUGAAAUGGAAGAUGAUGAAACUGUUCAUCAGCGAACUAUUCGCCUUCUUCAGGAAAGGAAGAAGGAAAGAAGAGAAAAACUAACCAAUGAAAAAGAGAUUGUUGAUAAGGUUGAUAAAUCCAAAAUGAAUCCAGCUGAUCUCAAAAAGACACUGGAGCAAAAGUUAGAAAGAUCUGACUCCAAACGUAAAGCUUACCGAGUCAGACGUGAACUUCAGCUUUUAAAUAGGGAAAAUGAGCUAAAAUCUGGUUAUAAAUCUGAUGAUGAUACCUUUUCCAGCAGUGAUAAAACAGAUAAUGAAAUAAAUGGUAUAUUAACCUCUAAGGUUGCUGAUAAAUAUAGAAAAGAACCAGAAAGAAUACUUGUGCAGAGGUCAAAAUCUGACAUUGUGAGACGAAGAAGAGCUGUCAGUGAGACAGAUGUUCUGGUGAAUGAACCAAUGAAAGAUACUGAUGGAGAAGAAAGGGAAAGAAAUGUGCUCAAGAUGUUUGAAACAGAGGAACCACUAACACCUAUAGGGAAAAUUGAAUUGAUUGGUAGCUUGAUGCAAGAAGAGGCAAAACUCCAAGAAAUGCUUCGAAAGAGCGCAAAUUUCAGUGAGAAAAGGAAAAUGAGGGCAGAGGUACGACAACUCAGACAGAAAAGAAUGGCAUUAGAGGGAACAACCGAUGUACCUCCGGUUUCUGCUUUACGACGAUCUGCAUCUGUGACAGCAGGGGUGAUAACACAUGCCACACCAGUAUUCAUUGUAGCGCCUGAAAGAAAGGGUGAGAAAAAGCCAGAUGAAGAUACUAGCCCUUCAAGUAUUGAAGAGUUAAGAAAAAAGUUGAGUGAGACAGAAGACUAUGAUGAGAAGAAGAAAAUCCGGUUAGCACUGAGACAACUUCGUCAGCAGAAUAGAGAAGGUGCACAAUCAGGUCUUAAGAGAAGCCAAAGUUUUAUUCAUCAAAGAUCAUCAGAACCAAUUGUGAAUGGAACUGCUGAGAGCAAUCAAACUGUUCUCCGUAGUUGUAGUGUAGCAGAAAAGCGUGAUGCACACAUAGAUAGACAGAUAAAAGAGAAGAAUCAUGAAACUGAAACAAACAGAGACUAUUCACAUGCUAAAAAGGAAACUCUAAAGCAGUCUGAAGCUAGAACUGACAAAAGUAAACCAACUGUCCAAAGACAUUCUAGUUUUAAUUCAGAUAGAUGGAAUGAAACUGAGAAAAAGUCUGAAGAAACCAAAAAUUCUAAAAAUUUGCAUGAAACUGUCUUUCAGAGUAAUUCAGUGAACGGUUCAGCAUCCAUUAAUGGAAGUCCACUGAAGGAAUUAAACACUGACAAGAAAAAUGAAUCAAAUGAUAGACUGAGGCAUUCUCAGUGUGACAGCGUCAGGAGAAAAAGUGGAGACAAGGAUAAAAUAUGUGAUGUGCCAAAUGAUAAACAUGAUAAUUCUGGAGUAACACUUAUAAGAAAGUCUGGUAAAGAAACUGAAAAAACUCUGACACAAAGUGAAAUUCCAAAAUCUGUUACAGAUGUAAAGAAACCAGUUGAAUUUCUCAAAGAUACAGUGAUUAAAUUAGAAAAUCAGAAAAAGAAUAGAAUAUUUGAAAAAUGUGAGAUUUUUGAAAAAGCAGGUAGAAAGGAAAGUGACAGAAAAGUUAAAGAGCAUGAUAUUGAUAAUGAACAUGCUAAAUCCAAAGCUUCACAUAUUCUUGUAUCAAGGGCAGAUGUUGAAAGGAAUAAACAGAAUAAACUUGUGAAUCUGAGAAGAGAUAGAAGUAAUUCUGAGCCACAAAUUUGGUCUGUCCAUUCAGAUACAAGUUCUGCUAAAGAGGGUAAACAAGGUUCUAGUAAAAACAUUGAUAAAACUGAUACAGAUAGGUCUUGUAAAACACAUGCAGUUACAAAAGAUAUAGAUAAAAGACUUAAAAGAGACUUACAGUCCAAUAUCAAAGGUCAAGACAGGAAGUUUGGUAAAUCAGAGAAACAGCUGAAUACAACACAUGAAAAGGACAGCAGACUAAGUCCUAGUCUGCUUUGGUUAGAGGAAAAGCGAAAGUCUUUGCCAUUGUCAAAAGAUAUAGAUAAGUUAAUGUCUACAAUGGAUAUUGAAGCUGCAUUCUCUGAAAUUCUUGGAGCAGUGGAAGAGUUCCCAGAACAGAAUGACAUGACUGAUAUUUCAUCAGCAGAUGUUCCUAUUCUGGAGGAAGACAGCUGUGAAUCUUCAGAAAUGGAGGAAGAUUUGAAAAAACACACUUCAAAUGAUAUUAAUGGAGAGAAAGUUCAAAAUGAACCCAAAAUGGAUGUCAGUGUGAAAAAAGAUACAGAAAGCAAUGAGAUUAUUGAUACAGCAGAAAUCAAGUUAAAAAAUGUAAUUGAAGCAAGUGAAAAUGGCAGCAGUGCAAUACAGCAAAAUUCAGGAAUUAAAAAAUCAGAAGCAAAAAUUGAGCUAAGCAACAAUUUAUCUCUGGACGUAAAAGUAAAGCCUGAAGAUAAUGGUGCAAUAUCGGUGAUACAUGGUGACGAUGGAACAGUAACUGUCCAGGAAGUCAGCCAGGUGCAAGAGGGUGACACAACAAUCACAGAGUGGAAAAAACUCCGUAGGACCCAGAGUCGAACAGAGACACGUGAAACUGAUACUGUUGUUGAAAAGAAGAUAACCUCCCCUGGCGGGAGCUCUUCAGUUUAUGAAAAAGAUGUGUCGAAAACAAAACAUAAACUCACAUCACGAGGUUCUAACUAUUUUACUCGAAAUCACUACAACAUAAAACGCAAGAAAGAUUUGGACGGUACAGAAUUAGUAGAACAUGACUUGAGUUCUGUAACUGAAAAUAUGUCAGUAUCUAAAAAUGAAACAUGGGGAGAUAAAUCUGAGGCAAAAGUGGUGUUGAACCGAGAUCCAGCAGAUGGCUCCCCCUUAAAGCUGAAAUCCAUCCAAGAUGUGCUCUAUGAUACUGAUGUGACGGAGAAGUCAGACGUUAAAGAAGGGGAUUCAUCAGUUUGUCAAGAAACAACCACAAGUCAUAUAGCUGCUGUCCAUAAACGUUUGGGACGUCCCUCAGGUUGUCCUGAAGUUAAGGCUACAUUGAAAGAGACAACAGCCACAGAAGGGGACACUACUGUUCUUGAAUGUACUGUAAUUAGCUCCCCUUUACCAGCUGUCUCAUGGUUCAGGGGAGACAACCUAUUGUCUAAUGAAAAGGAUGGUGUAAAGAUGGAUUUUGAUCCAGAUACAGGGAAAGCAAGUCUUACAAUCCAUCCAGUCUCUUUGAAAGAUGCUGGACAAUAUAAAUGUAUGUUUGAAAAUCAACUGGGAACUGCAUCCACUAAUGGAAGAUUAAUCAUAAAAAAGACAACUUCAGGGUUGCCAUCAUUUUUCACCAAAUUAGCAGACGUCACAGUUUGUGAAGGCCACUCACUUUGCCUGGAAUGUCAGGUGUCAGAUACUGACACUGUUUUAUGGUACAAAGAUGGUGCUAUUCUACGUAGUAAUUCUGAUUUCAAACAGACAUUUGAUGGAACAGAAGCAAAACUUGAAAUCACAGAAAUAUUUCUGGAUGAUUGUGGCACAUACUCCUGCGCUGUAAAGAGUUCUAAUGGAGAGGAAAGAUGUUCAUGUAAAGUGACUGUAGAAGAGUCAGAAUCUCCUGAUGUAGUUUAUCCUGUGUUCUUGAAAAAGCCGGAAACAACUAUAGCCAAUGAACGUGACCCUGUUAUCAUUGAUUGUGAGGUUAUCGGUUCUCCGGAAGUAAAUAUUACCUGGUAUCGUGAUGGGUCAAAGGUCACAGAGGAUGGUCGUCACAGGAUGUCUUUUGAUGGAAGGGUAGCCAUGUUGGUUAUACGGAAAGUAACUGUGGGAGACAGCGGGAAAAUUGAAUGUUUAGCAGAAAAUUCUUCAGGGAAAGUUUCAGCACAUUGUCACCUUGUUGUCAAAGCACUGAAGUCUGCGCCUUCCUUGACUCAGCCGCUAUCUGAUGUUACCGUGAUCAGCGGCAAGAAGGCUUCACUAACAUGUAUCAUCAACGGUGAACCAAAACCAGAGAUUACUUGGCGGAAAAAUGGGCUCAUUAUUGGACAGAUGUUUGAUUUCAAGCAGACAUACAAUAACCAUGUGGCUGAACUGGAAAUCAGCGAGACUUGUGCCAGAGACACAGGUUGUUAUGAAUGUAUUGCAGCCAAUGAGAAAGGAGAAAUUUCUACCUCAUGUCAGCUGACUGUGCAUGAUGAAAAUGUGCAAGUAGAGAGAAGCAUUACACCUGAAGUGGAACCACAAAAAGUAACAGCAGAGAAAAGCUUCACAGCUGAAGUGGGAAAACAAAAAGUAACUGCAGAGAAAAGCUUCACACCUGAAGUGGAAAAACAAAAAGUAACUGCAGAGAAAAGCUUCACACCUGAAGUGGGAAAACAAAAAGUAACUGCAGAGAAAAGCUUCACACCUGAAAUGGGAAAACAAAAAGUAACUGCAGAUAAAAGCUUCACACCUGAAGUGGAAAAACAAAAAGUAACUGCAGAGAAAAGCUUCACACCUGAAAUGGGAAAACAAAAAGAAACUGCAGAGAAAAGCUUCACACCUGAAGUGGGAAAACAAAAAGUAACAGCAGAGAAAAGCUUCACACCUGAAGUGGAAAAACAAAAAGUAACUGCAGAGAAAAGCUUCACACCUGAAGUGGAAAAACAAAAAGUAACUGCAGAGAAAAGCUUCACACCUGAAGUGGAAAAACAAAAAGUAACAGUUCAGAAGGAGACAAUCCAGACUGCAGCAGUGAAAAAUUUUACAGUAAAGUUUGAACCUAGUAUGGAAGGUGAACACAAACAAGUUGCGAAAUCUCAGGCAUCAAAGGUGAUGCUUGUACGUCAAGGAAGCCUGCGAUCUUUAAGGAGGGAAAAUUCUGAGAAGUCUCUUGUAAGGACUGGAAGCUUACAGUCCAUUGAUACAUCUAUAAAAGCUGAAGAGUCUAAGAGAUCAAUAGAUUUAGAGAAGCCAGACAAGUACAGUAAUGCUGAGGAUAAUAGACUUCUAACAAACGGUCAUUCUACAGAAAGCCAGAAUAAAUCUUCAGUUAAAGCUUUUCAUACAUCCAAAGGGAAGGUUGACAUUAAUAAGAAUUAUGGAGGAAAACAUAAUGCAAAUCUUCCUGAACCAGAUGAAGACAAAAAUGGUUCUGAAAUUAAAAACUAUCCCAAAAACAAUGAAGAAAUAUUGAAAACUGUGAAAGCAGGAUCUAACUUGAGUUCACUGUGCUUAGAAAGUUCUAAUGUAAAAGAGGUAAAGCCUGUUGCAAAAUUCCGUACUGGGGGUGAAAUACGUAGAUCUCAGAGUGUACGUUCUUCAGGAAGUGAGAAACCAGAAUGGCUGCAAGUGAAAUUAAGAAAAGUUGGCAGUAAACCAAGUCCUUUAGCAGCAGAAAGAGAAAAAUCCAAAACUCAAUCUCAGGACAGUUCUAAUAAAGAAACUAUUGUUACAAGUGAAUUACCAGUAAGUGUUCAAAGAGAAACAAAACUUUCUCGAAGCCAGAGUGCUAGAAUUGUUGAUCGAAAUACAUCCCUGGCUCUCCGAGAUUCUACAAACUCCCCUUCCAAUCAACCAAACAGAGAUUCUGUCAAACUGACCCCUGUGUCAGAAAGAGCAAAGAUCUUCCAAAUGAGGGAUACAAAUUCUAGCAGUAGUUCUUCAGGGAAAUCCAGUCCAGUCGACAUUAUAGCAAAAGCAAUAAAUCUGAGUAGGACAGAAAGUCUGCGGUCUCCUGUAGGAAACAGGUCACUUGGCAUUCAACGUAGCCAUAGUUUCAAGAUUGAGGCACCCUCAUCUAGUCAAGGAGAUGUAACUCUGGAGCUUACCCCACAGAAAGAACAGAAACAGGAGGACAAGUCUGAUUCGGGCUCGACCCGUAAAGAAGUCAAGUACUGGGACCCUUCUGCCCCAUCCUCUACCAAGAUGGAUUACUCUACAAUCACAGAUGAGGAGCAGUUGAACCAACUGCUCAGCAAAUCAGACAACUUUGAUGAAAGGAAAAAGAUCAGAGCACGUAUAAAAGAAUUGAGAGAACAGCAUAUGAAAGAAUGGGAGGCUAAACGUGCAGGAAGACCGGAACCUGAAGAUGCCAUCAAAAGGAAACAUCGGGAGGCAGAUUUAAUGAAACAGCAGAAACUUCAGCAGUUUCAGAAGCAAGCUGCCCAAACCCAUGAGUCCAAACAUCUUGAUUUGGCUGAACAGCAGUUAAGGGAUAGGUUGAAACUGGCAGAGGAAGAGAAGAAGAGAACAUUAAAGGAAUUAUCAGGUGCUGGGGCAACUCACCAUGAUUCACCACAUUUGGCGAUAUCAGAACGUGCCCUACAAGAAAAAAUAAAACAGGCCGAUAUAUUAAAAAAGAAAACGCUUGAUUCAUAUGACCAAGCUGCCGGCAAGACUGGUAUGUCACAAACGUCAACAGUGAAAACUGAAAUAUCGAGAGAUGGUAAGAGUGUAACGACAACGCGGAAAGUAGAAACUGUGACAAAAGUUGGUGGAGCUACUGGAAAACCUGCAGAAGAUAUAGCACCCCAGUUGGCUCAACAAAUAAUAAAAGCAGCCGGCAAUGUGAGCGGUGUCCUCACUGUGAAAACAGAAUCCUGGAGCAGUAAAGACAAUGUGACACACACGUCUGAGAAAACAGAAUCGUGGGGAGGUCGUGGUGGUGCUAUGAAUGCCUUUAAGGCUAUGGAUGCAAAGAACGCACCAAAAACUAACUUGGCCCCAGGUGCUGGUAGGGGAGCAAAUAUUACCAGGAGCCCUAGUGCCAUAAAGACUAUGUUACUGGAAUGGUGUAAAGCAAUGACUCGUGAAUAUACUGAUAUUAUUGAAAUUACAAAUUUCUCCACUUCCUGGAAUAACGGUCUCGCUUUCUGUGCAUUGAUCCACCAUUUCUACCCAGAAGCCUUUGAUAUCCGAUCUCUCGAUGCAAAACAAAGACGAAAGAAUUUUGAACUUGCUUUUGACACAGCAGAGAAGCUAGCAGAUAUUGCACCAUUAUUGGAUGUUGAAGACAUGGUGCGGAUGCAGAAACCAGACUGGAAAUGUGUGUUUACCUAUGUUCAGAGUUUCUACAGAAAAUUAAAUGCACAUGAAAGAAAUAAAGCUGCAGCGUAAAACAGAGAAAGGUCAAGGACAUUCUAAAAGUUUCGUUAAGUUUUUGGGAAGUCUUUCUGAAAAACCUACAAAAUUCAGUGUUUGUCGCUAAAAUUCUUCUUAACCUAUUUUAUUUGUAUCCUGUGAAGGUCAGUAUUAUUCUCACUGCAUCAGUAAAAUGACAAUAUAAUAUUUUGAUAGUAGAUUCGGGUAUACUUCCGUUGUCUUAUUUCCAUAGAAAACAGAAAAUCUUUCUACUGAAAUAAAGACUGAUUUCUUAGAAAAAUGGAUUUGCAUUUAGCAGAAAUUGUUCAUGAGUAUGGUGCUCUCUAUACAUUCAGGGGAAAUUACUAUGAAGUUCAGCUAUGCAGACAUUGUUUAGUUAUAUCUGUGUUAAAAUAUUUUUCAAAAGAUUCUUUGCGAUAUUUCUGCGAUCGGUGUAAAGUUUGUUUUACAUAUGUACAACUAUUUUGUUGCUUAUCUGUCCUCAGUCUUGCAGUGUGGAAUAUUCCAUUCUGAAAUAUAUGGGUGGACUGGCUUAUUCCAAAAAAUCUUGUUAAUUGUGAGAUAUGUAACUUACACUUCGGGAGCUACUCUUUGUAUCUAAAAAUAUGCCAAUGUACAGAUUUUGUUUACUCAAUAUACCUGACAGUACUGUUACAGAAUACUGUAUUAAACUGUUAUGUGUAACCUACUCAAAGAAAAUGAAAUUUAUUGAUAAUAAAGUUGUCAACCAGUGUUUUUGCUUAGAAAAAAACAAUGACACUUGUCAAAAGAUGAAAAUCAACUGUAACUAUUUGAUAUAUGCAAUAGUUGCAAAUGGUCAUAUAAAUGCCAAAUGUUGUCAUUGAUGAAGCGUUAGCAUUUUUUGCAUUAUCAGCAGAUGCACAGAGUUUACAGACGGCAAACAGUUUUCUUCAUGUCCUCUGCAUUUUAGACACUGAAGUAGCUCCCUUGUAUAGUUUUGGCAAGGAAAGUUUUUAAUGCUAUUAUAUGUGUAUGUGCUAUAUUUAGUAACAUUCAGGUAACAUUAUAAAUAGAAAAUCAACUAUGCAAUAUAUUUUAUGCAUUUUUAGUUAACUCUUACACAUUUAUCGCAUAAUGCAGUGUCUUCUCAUUGCAUUGCAUUUCUUUCUCAUCAUUGUUCAAAUUAUUAAAUGCUUUAAAAUAUCUAUAAAAACUGCGUGUUUGGUUUUUAUCCACUACAUUAUCUACGAAAUUUUUUCUCAGUAUUUCGUUAAUAUUUCAUUAUUUUUUGGUCUCACAAUAUUACAUUUAUAUAUCUGUACCAGCUUUUUGCCCAUUACCAGUUUGGAUUGUAUAAUCUUUUAUUGAUAUGUCAAAACAUCUUGAACUUUUUUGUACCUAGGUAAAAUUUUAUGGUGUUCAGAAUUUGUAAAUAGCAACUGACAUGCAGGAAAUAUAUAGAAUGUUGAUAUAUAUUAGUGAUUUAUUUAUCUAACUGCCAUCUAAAGUCUGUUUCUCCUAAUUCACAUUACUACAAUGUCACUAUGUGUUAGCAUCUAACCUUUUUGUAACAUAAAAAGACACCGAGGUGUAAUGUAGCCACACAAUCAAAGCAGGUUAAGUAAUUGUAACAUAUAAAAUGUGCUUAGAAGAUGGUGUUGAAACACUGAAAUGUGUGUAUAAUGGACAGUUUUAGGGAACCGAAUCAUGUAUUAGCUUUGUUGAGAAAAAUAUUGAUUACGUGUAAAAAUUUUGAGCUUUUCCUUGAAUUUUUCUAAGGAGACAUUUUCGCCUUUUUAUCUAGUCUCCUAUCAUAGGAUACUCGGCAAAAGCUGGUGUAAAACACAUGUUAAGUCAAUUUGAUAAACUGUCUUUACUAGAAUAUGACAUAAUUAUAUACUGUUUACAGUUUGUACAAUAUUUAUUGCAAUAAUUGUAAGGCAUUAUCUGUCAUCCGUGAUCUUUUUAGUGUUUAACUCUGUCUUCCCUUCAUUUCCGUCAUUAAGCAGAAAGUCUAUAAGCAUGUGAUGUUUAGCGGAUGUUCACCCUCUACCAUCUUUGAAAAUGCUUCUGUGCCAAUACAGAUCUAACUGAAAAACUCCCUAUAUGACUUAAUUGUUUGGGCUAAAGUGUUUUAUAUAAUAUUCUCAUGAUGCCAAAUAGAAGUCUAAAUGCAAAACUACUGUAUUUUACUUUGGUCAGUACUACCAUUUAUAAAGGGAUUCACGGUCGACUGGUUUUCAGCUGUUUUGCUUUAAAUAAUUUUAUACAUUUAAAUUUUGUUUUUAAAAAUGAAAUGUUAAUUUGUCAGACACAUUUUUAACUUUUUGCUUUCAUUCUGAUUUUAUAUUUCUUUUACUCCUUUUCUCUGUUCACGUAGAAAGUAAAGCAGAAGAAAAGAGGCUGAAUAAAAAAGUAUUUUAGUAUGUUUUUAACUAAAACCAGUUUUAUAAGAAGAGACUCAGUAAUUUUGCAUUGAUUCUUCCAGAACUAUUGUGUGAUGCAAUGUAUGUAUUUGUUAAGCUGUAUAGAUAAAAGAGAUUAUUUUAGAGUUAUUUUUUUCUGCCAUUGCAUGUUGAUCUGUUACUGUAGUAUAUUGUUAUGUAUAUUUAUUUGUAGAUAGGUUUUUAUAUAAAAAAUGUUAAAAAUUAUCUCAUGACUUACAUCUCUUACAAUAACAAAUCAUGUGAUAGUUUUAAUUGCUAUAGUGCACUUUACUCUAGACAGGAUUUUUAAAUAAAUAUAACCAAAUUAUUCAAAUACUCCAAACCAUGUACAUGUAUAACAUAUUUUAUAUGUUGUAGACUUCAAUUAUUCCUUUUGUUUUAGCAUAAUGAAUGUAUUAUAUAGAACUUAAACUAUUAAAUUUAAGUAUAACCUUUUGUUAAUUUUACCAGAUGAAAGGCUGACGUAUUGUGCAUUACCAGGUUAUACAUAUAAAGAAAACUUGGUUAAAAUUUUCUUUCUUACUGUAUUUUUAUAUACUUGAUUUUAAAAUGGAUCAUUUUUUUUUUGUCUCAUUUUAUAGGGGAGUAUAUACAUUAAAUAGUUCAAGGACGUUCAUCUUAACUGUUAACUAAAGUAUAAUAUACAUGUAAAUAUGAAAUAUAUUCUGUUCAGUUCUAAACACUGCUCUAACAAUUUGUAAUAAACUAUACCUCAUGAUUUAUAUUUUUUGUCUCUUUAUACCUUUUUAUGUUAAUAUCUAUGAUAUAUAAGCUCAUUUAAUCACGCCUAUGAAAGUUUACAAAAAAUAACAAUUCUCUUCCAUUUAUUUUAGUAACUUCAAUUUUAAGUCAUAUGACAUAACUGCACUGUGUUGUGUUAACUGUAAGAGUUCAGUUUUUAGAAGAGUUUUUAUGUACACAAUAAAUAAAUGAAGGUUUGAAAAAAA